Nicotiana tabacum (common tobacco) is the source of this 1539-nucleotide messenger RNA. The record is from RefSeq and is a predicted model, not a curated record. Lineage: Eukaryota; Viridiplantae; Streptophyta; Magnoliopsida; Solanales; Solanaceae.
AUGAACAAAGUAUGGAGGAAACUCAAGAUACUAAAGAACAAACUGAAGCAGAUGAAUAGGAAAGAAUUUAGCAAUACUGUGCAAAGAAUUCAAGAAGCAAGAAUAAAGUUGGAGGGGAUUCAGAAGCAAAUUGAUAGACAUGGCUGCAAUACUGAAAGUAUAACACAAGAAAAAAAGGCAAAGAAGGAGCUAGCUAAAUGGAGUGGAAUUGAGGAAAGCAUAAUGAAGCAAAAAUCAAGGAUCAAAUGGCUCAAACUGGGAGAAGCAAAUACAACAUAUUUUUAUGCUUGUGCUAAGAGUAGGCAAGCCAUUAACCAUAUUGGUAGUUUGUUUAAUAAUUCAGGUCAAUUACUAAAUACAGCUACAUAUGUGGAAACUGAGAUUCUAAAAUUUUUUAAGCAACUACUUGGAACAGCAGUAAUGCAAUUGCCAGUAGUAAGUUCAGAAGUGAUGAAGCAGGGGAUCAACCUGAACAGGAAGCAACAAUUGAGUCUAAUAAGAGCAGUAACUGAAGAAGAAGUUAAGCAAGUACUUCAGGAUAUUGAUGACAACAAAGCCCUAGGCCGUAAUGGAUACAAUGCUUUUUUCUACAAGAAAUCAUGGCAUAUUAUAGGGAAGGAGGUGACUCAAGGUGUAUUGGAAUUCUUUGAGAACCCAGAGAUGUGUAGAGUGAUCACUGAUAAUAUUAUAAUGAGCCAUGAAUUGAUCAAAGGUUAUGGGAGGAAGAAUAUAUCACCCAGAUGUAUGUUAAAGAUUGACAUACAUAAGGCUUAUGAUUCAGUAGAAUGGGUGUAUGUGGAACAGGUAAUGAGGCUGUUGGGACUGCCAGAGAAGUAUGUAAAAUGGGUGAUGGCCUGCAUUAGCAUAAGAUCAUACUUAAUCAUUGUCAAUGGAAAGCGAAUCAAGCCAUUUGAAGCAAAAAGAGGACUAAGGCAGGGAGACUCACUCUCACCAUUGCUGUUUGUCAUUGCAAUGAAGUACUUAUGUAGAUUGCUAAAGCAACUAGGAAGCAACAAAAACUUUAGGUUCCAUCCAAGGUGUGCUAAAAUGAAUCUCAUACAGCUGGGAUUUGCUGAUGAUCUACUAUUAUUCUGCAAGGAUGAGAAAAAAUCUGUGGUGGAAAUACACAAUCAGUUUCAAAGAUUUUCUAAAGCUUCUGGACUAGUGGCAAAUACAAGCAAGAGCAGUAUUUAUUUUGGUGGUGUAGACAACAGGGUGCAACAAAUGAUCCUGGAAAUACUAGGAUAUACUAAAGGUGAUCUACCUUUUAGAUAUCUUGGUGUCCUAUUGAGUACAAAAAGAAUAUCAACAAUCCAAUGCGAGCCACUGAUUGAUAAAAUGCUGAGUAGAGUGCAAAGCUGGACAAUCAAAUUCCUAUCCUAUGCAGGGAGAGCUGCAUUGAUCAAAAGUGUAUUAGGUACAAUCCAAAACUUCUGGGCACAAGUCUUCAUUUACCAAAGAAAAUUAUACAGUUCAUUGAGACAAUAUGCAGAAGGUUUUUAUGGUCGGAGAAUGCUGAGCCAACAAAAAAGGCACUGA